This is a messenger RNA of Cladophialophora psammophila CBS 110553, 1173 nucleotides long. RefSeq lists its product as uncharacterized. Bases 1 to 1173 code for a protein of 390 amino acids. Gene Ontology annotation, molecular function: protein binding. The transcript is spliced from 4 exons. NCBI's taxonomy places the organism in Eukaryota, Fungi, Ascomycota, Eurotiomycetes, Chaetothyriales, Herpotrichiellaceae. The record is from RefSeq and is a predicted model, not a curated record.
AUGUUGCUCCCAAAAUGUGUGGCUACCACGUCACAAACUCCCGCCGAAGUUGGCUCGGGAGUCUCACAACUUGCUGCCUCAAAGAGAUACUUUAAGAGUGUUCAAUGGAGCGCAGACGGAACUUGUCUAAUUGCCAGUCAGUCAGACAAUUCCGUUGAUACCUUUGUUGUUCCAGUAGAUCUCCUUGAAGAGGCACCCGGGCCACGAACACUUUCUGCAUAUUGCAGCAUACAGGCCGGAGAAUCUGUCAGAGCUGUGGUCGGGUACCCGUUUUUCAAUCUUCAAGAUCCGUCCACCACGUUGAUCUUAUCGUCCAUGAGAGAUCACCCGAUCCGACUGAACUCAGCCCUGACCGGCCAUCUUGGGGCAUCUUAUCCGCUAGUCAAUCCCAUGACUGAGGAGUUCAUCAGCCCCCAUUCCUUGCUUUUCAGCAAUCAAGGUGAUCGCAUCAUUGCCGGUUCAGAAUCCCUCAUCUCAACCUUUGACGUGUCCCGACCGGGGGAGGCUCCGAUUUCUUCCAUUCCCACUGGCCCAAAAUGGAGAAAUACGACUGAGUAUAGUGGCGCUGUCAAUAUGCGAGGGAUUGUCUCCGCGCUCAGCCUUGAACCCUCAAGUGGCAUUUUGGCUGCAGGGACUUAUACCCGCUAUGUUGGUCUGUACGACUCCCUGGGCCAAGGAAACUGCGUCGGGGUCUUCUCCGUCAAAGGGACAAGUGCUGAUUUGCAAAUUGGCGGAGGAGGAAUAACACAGUUGCUCUGGAGUCCAUGCGGCAGAUAUCUCUACAUUGCUGAGAGGAAAAGCAACGGUAUUAUGCUCUAUGAUAUCCGCAAAACAGGUCAGUUGAUGGCAUGGCUGGAGGGCCGAGCUGCGAUGACCAAUCAGCGGUUAGGUAUUGACCUUGUUGGCACUGGUGAUCAAGGGGGCCAUGAAGUCUGGGCAGGUGGGCUCGACGGGCUCUUCAGGAUGUGGAAAGAUCCUUACGAAAAAGAAGGCUCUGUUUCAUAUAAUUUCGAGUUUCAGGGACACGAUGACGCUAUCUCGAGUGUAGUCGUUCAUCAUAGUGGAGGCGUACUUGCUACUUCGUCUGGUCAACGGCAUCUCGCUGCUGAACAUGAAGGGUCCCAGACGGAAGAUUUAAUACCGGAUUCCAGCUUGAAGAUCUGGGAAGUAUGA